GCCUCAACCUCAUUGAUUUACCUGGCCAAUUGAAAUUGAAACAAACACCCUGGGGGUAUGACGAAAGAAGAUCCCAAACAGAGCACUCUCUAUAUAAGCCGCUCAACUAACUGGAGUCUGCAGUUUGGCAUAAAACCUGGUGACUAUUUUACAGAUCUUGACAUUCUGUACUGGUGAAAUGAUGUUUCGCUUAUUAGUAGCUCUGUGCUUUGUUGCCAGCUGUUGGGCACAAGAUAAUUGCUUACUAAGCAACAUCAACGUGAUGCAAAAUUUUGAUAGACACAGAUAUGCAGGAACAUGGUACGCUGUUGCCAAAAAAGACCCAGAGGGACUUUUUCUUCUAGAUAACAUAAAAGCUAACUAUGUUAUCAAUGAGGAUGGUGUAAUGACCGCCACAGCCGAGGGAAGAGUCAUCAUUUUAAAUAACUGGGAGCUGUGUGCAGAAAUGUUUGGCACUUUUGAGGAUACAGUUGACCCUGCUAAAUUCAAGAUGAAGUACUGGGGAGCUGCAGCUGUACUUCAACAAGGACUUGACAACCACUGGGUUAUAGACACAGACUAUGACAACUAUGCCAUCCACUACUCCUGCCGCGAGCAGAGCUGGGAUGGCACCUGCUUGGACAGCUACUCCUUCAUCUUCUCCCGUGACCCUAAAGGCCUGACCCCAGAGUCACAGAGGAUUGUCAGGAAGAAGCAGGAGGGGCUCUGCUUGGUUGGGAAAUACAGGCGUGUGGCUCAGGACGGAUUCUGCAAUAAGUACAGAGGACAGUAUUAAAGAAGACAACAUGGAUCGUGUUGCAGUAUCUUUCCAGAGAAGAAGUAAACUGCUGAUUGUAUUCUAUGAAUCUAGUUUCAUCCUAUAGACUUCAUUUUUACAAAAGAUGUUCACUUAGUCAUUUCAGAUAUAAUUUCAUGCACACGGCAAGUUUUGUUGUUGUUUUUCUUUUUUAUUAAAAACAGUAUGUACAUA
Acipenser ruthenus (sterlet) is the source of this 970-nucleotide messenger RNA. RefSeq names its product retinol-binding protein 4-B-like. Gene Ontology annotation, molecular function: retinol binding; retinol transmembrane transporter activity. The coding region runs from base 179 to 775 and encodes 198 amino acids. Gene Ontology annotation, biological process: retinol transport. NCBI's taxonomy places the organism in Eukaryota, Metazoa, Chordata, Actinopteri, Acipenseriformes, Acipenseridae. The record is from RefSeq and is a predicted model, not a curated record. The transcript is spliced from 6 exons.